Messenger RNA from Perca flavescens (yellow perch), 5999 nucleotides. RefSeq names its product protein yippee-like 1. Bases 747 to 1106 code for a protein of 119 amino acids. The transcript has 5 exons. The record is from RefSeq and is a predicted model, not a curated record. NCBI's taxonomy places the organism in Eukaryota, Metazoa, Chordata, Actinopteri, Perciformes, Percidae.
GCUUCUUGCACAAUUCACCCCAAUGAGAAUGUAAACAUUUCCAACAGAUCGGAAGGUCUUAUUCAACAGAUCCAGUGUCGUGAAUGUGUUCGUGCAUUAGUCAAAGCGCGCUGCGCAUCACGGAGGUAAUCAGGAUUUCAGUAGGCUAUAAAUAAGGCCGUAGACGGGACAGCUCGGCCUGCCAUUGAUGUCGGAGAGCUAAAGGUAUAGAGGUUAAAAUCCUUCAAAGAGCUGCAAGCUGCUCCAACAUGGACACACUCUGACCCGCCUCACGGUUGGGAUUCUACUCAAACCGGACCUACGGAGAUAUCCCGCACAUCUCACGCUUUAACGCAGAAAGUAUUUGGUUUAUGAACGCAGUGAAGAUCCACCGAGGAGAUUGAUGUUUUUUUUUAGACUUUGUAUUGGCACUCGGCCCGACCUAGACGGACUGCUGCUACAUUUACGGGACGGUGAAUGUGUCUUUAUCUUUUUAUGCUUUUUACUAAUACCCAGACUCCUGCAGCUCCAGCAGAGAAAGCGAUUUCCUCACGGGGUUGUUCUGGUUUCCGAGGAGGGAAAGGCGAAGUGUUUUUGGGGUUUGAUUUUCUCCUGUGGUGUCUGUGUGGAGCGUGCCACACACCCACUCCACAACAACGACGGCUUUUGCUUGCAUCUUCCAGUGCUUCUUCUGUCAGCAAGUUCAGCAGAGCUGCAACUCUUCCAGUGCCAGUCCUGACACCAGCGAGGAGCCCUGCCCCAUUGACAUGGUGAAGAUGACCAAGUCAAAGACCUUCCAGGCUUACUUGCCGAGCUGCCACCGCACCUACAGCUGCAUCCACUGCCGGGCACACCUGGCCAACCACGACGAGCUCAUUUCGAAGUCAUUUCAAGGCAGUCAAGGAAGAGCCUAUCUGUUUAAUUCAGUGGUGAAUGUCGGCUGCGGGCCAGCUGAGGAGCGGGUACUCCUCACGGGUUUACAUGCUGUGGCUGACAUCUACUGUGAAAACUGUAAAACCACCCUGGGCUGGAAAUAUGAACACGCGUUUGAGAGCAGUCAAAAGUACAAAGAGGGAAAGUUCAUCAUCGAGCUGGCUCACAUGAUCAAGGACAACGGAUGGGAGUGAUGCUCCUCUGUUCUUUUUCUGACCAUGGAAUGCUCUUUAUUGAACUGCGUGGAGCGACGACCAUCGACCACCCUGACCCCCCUCCCAAAACCCCUUAAACUCCUCCCCCUCCCUCCACCUCACCUCCUUCACGUGCACACCCACCCACCUGGUCAUCGUGAAACUGAACAGAACAAAUGAGAUUAAAAAAAAAACAAAAAAAGACAACGACGAGGAAGCGGAGCAACUGUUGAAAAAUCACGUCACAGGAGUCCUGUCGUUACUUUAAAGAUUGUGUGUUCUCCUUCGCAUCGCCGGAGCUUUUUGGGUUUGACCCCCGCCCGCUCACUCUCACCCCACUCCCCACCACCGAACCAGGCGUAAACAAGUGAUUGUGGUGAUAUGGCGACCACUAUGCGAAAGGAGAGAGACUUCACUGAGGGGACACGGCUUUGGUUUUCUUUAUUUCGCCCACCAAGCGAGAUAGACGAUGCUUCUUUUUUUAACGUUAUUUGCUAUAGUUUUAACUUCUGGGUUUGGUAAGGUUUUGGUUUGAUGGCAUAUGGAUGUUACUGGUUAGCAUUUUAUUUCCCUGUCAAGUCUGUCAUGUUUUUUUUUUUCUUUCUUUUGGCUUGUUGUAUCUCUGCCUAUAGCUGAGCAUGCUUUUCUUUGCUAAUGUCCAAAUGAGCAAUCAGGGACGGGUGAGGAGCGGAGGGGAAAGGGAGUUUAUUGUAGUUACAAAUAUGUAGCAGCAUAUUGCUUUUAAAAAAAAAAAAGUUGGAAAGGAUGGGAUUGUAGUAGUGUGGGAUUUUAUUCCUGGUAUUUCUUUUUUUCUUUCUUGUGAAUUUUCUUUAUUCCCUCCCCUUCCCCCUGGUACUUUUCAGGACCCAAAAAGCAAUGAAAGCAGCACCUACUAUUUGUUUGACAUAAAUGGAUAUAUAUAUCUAUAUAUAUAUAUAGAUAUAGAUAUAUAUAAAUAUAUAGAUAUAUAAAUAGGUUUAGUGUUUGGCUAAGUGCGAUUGUGGCUGGUCCCAUUUUGCAGCAAGUGAAAACAACCUGAAAAGAAGCAGAACUAGUUUCUAGACUGGGGAACCUGACAUCAGUGGCCACAUGUCAUAAAGCAUUAGGGCAGACUGUAUUAUUCCAUUGUCUAGUAAUGGCACACUAAGAGACACAACCACAUAAGAAUAUAUAUACACACAUACUAUGAUUACAUAUCCAUAAAUACUAUGAAAAUGUUCGUAGUACGUUGAUAUUGGAACAUGGAUUCUUAAUAUAUAUAUUAGCUGUCAUGCACAUGUAUAUAUGCAUAUGACUGUGUGUAUACAUUGUGCAUGUGUGUGUGUGUGUUCACGCAUUACACAGUGACAUACUUGAACGAUGCUACUUCGUUUGCACUUUGCAGAGGCCUUUGGUUCAUUUCAGUUUAGAGGCAAAAAAUGUUGUCCGCUUUCAUCUGUUUUUUUUUUUUUUUUUAAAUGGCCUUCUCACAGAUGAACGACAGAUUGUUGGUGACGAAAAGAAAAAUUUGACCUGGACGGUUUAAGGGUUUGUUCAUCGUCUCUAUUAGAAGCUUCUAGAUGAUCUGGUUUUAUUUAAAUUAUAUCGACAAAUUCUGCUUUUCCUCUCAAUUUUUUGCUUGAGAAAAGUGUAGUUUCCGAUUCUUUGCUGCUAUCAUAGGAAUCCUGCCAUAUCCUUCCCGCUCUUGUAGGUCUUUUGCACUUUACAUGCUUAUCCGUCUCUCUCUCUCUCUCAAAGCAUAAUGAAUUGUCUCUUUGUGAUUUGCCUCCAAGCCGUAUGAAUCUUGUGCCUCUUCAAAACAUGAACAGCCUCCCCUCUUAUUUUCUGUUGUGCAGUGCAUAACUCCGAAAACCUUUGUGUGAACUGAUUUUCUGUUUCAAAAUGGCCCUCAAAUAUAACAUUCUCUACCAAAAUCCUCAUAGAGCUCUUCCCUGUUUUUUUUGUUUUGUUUUGUUUUGUUUUGUUUUGGGGACAACAGAGACUUGGUAUACAUACAUACUUAUAUUUUCUACGUUAAGAUUUAGAGGUGCAAAAACAGAUAGAUAUUCAGUAUAUUUCUCACCGUAAAGCAUAGAGGAGGAGGUUUGGAACACGCGGGAUAGAGAUUUAAAAAAAUCAGCAGUGAUUGAUUGCUUUGCCGGCAAGGUCAGUCAGAUCACACAACUUUUUAUCCUAAAAACGAUGACAAUGCAAACCCUUAAUAGUUAGCAGUGAUAACUACUUGAAAAUAUAAAGACAUAAACAGCUGAGAUGUUGGCCCGUGUUACAGCUUUUGUACAUAAAGUUACAUAUUUAAGGUUUUAUACGUAUUUCUACUGGGUUAGUUCAUUUACUUCCCCAACUUGAAGCACUUUUGUUCAGUGUGCGUGUGUGUGUGCGUGCAUGCGUGCGUGCAUGCAUGCAUGCCUGCACUCAAAAGUGAAUGUUUAGUUUCUUUUCCUCAGAGAGUUUAUUUCUCUUUUUGUUUUUCCUCUUCCUUUUGGUUUGGAAGUGUUUUUAUUUGUCCUGUUGUUGUUUUUUUUUUUUCUUUCGCAGCUGUUUGGUUUCUCUCCCGGUGAUCUGUGAGGUCAACAGCCAGGUUAGUUUGUUUGAAAGUGAUUUAUCCCUGUUUUGUUUGUGUUCUGUUAGCUUGUUUAUUUAGCUUGUGUGGUGAGAGCCCGUUAGAGGGCUGAUGUUUAGGUCUCUGCUGAGCCAUGUAGACAACGAGGGCGAGCUGGAAUCUCCCACCAUGUCGCAGGGAGAGCCUUUAUCAAGACCCUUUCGCCACCACAGUCAGUGUCUCCUUUUAUAGAGGGCUUUCAGGGGAUGAAAAGCACCCUCUGGCAGCCAUAUUGGAGGUCCUUAUCCUUUGGCAACGCUGGCCGUGAAUAUCUGAUUGUAUUUCUUGAGAACUUAUUCAUUUUUGUGCAGGUUUUGACUGAAAAUGGAACAGUUACUUCCCUGAUCUGUUUGAUUUAUUGUUUUACUAAAUUUUACCUGUUAAGCCUAGUCACUACAUCCCAGUUCUGGGGCUGCAUUCUUUGAAAGUUUGCAUUUUAAACCUCUUAACAGGUCAAACAAGGCCUGGUCUAUUUUAAACACUCCUUCAAAUGCAGCACUCUGUGUCCCACCAAAUCCAAUGCACAGACGUUGUUUAAAGAGCACCUGGUUUGACUGACAGCCAGUGAUUCAACUUGACAACUGGCUGCAGUGAGGUAGAUGUGUACUCCAGGGGGUGUGUCAGUACACCGUGACAUCACUGGUGGGUGCGGUUACAGGUGCAACGGAGCAUGUUUACGGACUACAACCAUCAGUGAUGCUGGGUGUGAAACGUUCCACCAGAGAGGGCAUUGAAAAAAAACUUUUCAGCCUGGUGUUAUGUUACUCUUUAUUGGUGUAUUCAAGCGGUCUUUGUCGAUUUGUAAAGUCGGGAAAUACAGUGUGACCUCAUUGAUAUUUGUGUUCCUGUGGUCAUCAGUGCUGGCAAACUGGCUGAACUGAGUUUGCUACUACUAUACACCACUUUGUCAAGCCAUUUCCUGAUGAUAAACUUGAAAAAAAAAAAAAACUGAGACUGAAAGUUAAUUAUUGGCCUUGAAAACACCAGUUGUCAAAAUAAUCUCACCACAAGGUCCGUUUGGUGGCUGUUUAUGAUCUUCCUCAGCAAAUACAGUUGAAAAUGAAAAUGUUUUUUUCCGAGCACUCGUCUGUGUCAUCCUUUAAGUGCUCAAGAGGAAUGGACAUGUGAACAUCUACAACUCUAUCCUAACUGGGCCGCUCCAUCUGCCAAACAGCUACCAAAUGGACCUUGUGGUGUGAAUAUUUUGUCAAUUUUCAAUCGACUUUAGGAGUGGACAAGGAGCACCUGAAUGCACCAUUGUUUUUUAUGUACGAUGAUGCUGCUCUGGCCUUCUGGAGGCCAGUUCCUCCGCUCCAGAGGACACUUUCAAGGGGUGCCUCCUUUCGAAAGUUGCAGCUCUUAGUUUGUGAUGCAGCAGCUGUUAUCUGGUCAGCCAGCAUUCACUGUCUGAUACGAUGAUCACAUCUGGCUGAAAAUGUCAAAAUCCAGCCAUGUGUUUAGUUUUGACUUUUUCCAAACUCGUAGCGCAAACAGAAUGGUACUGGUGACUAAAUUUGGAAACAAAAAAAAAUAUACCUUACCAGACCUUCAUGCCGACAUUAGUCCAACUUGUUAGCUGUUACAUGCACAAAGCCAACUCCUCCAAAGGACCUCCAAGUUGGCGCCAGCAGUGGUUGCUUGCAGAGCCUCUAAACUCCCCUUUGGAUUAGUCAGUCUAAGUUGAAGCAACAAAAAGCAGUUGCCAGUGUCACCGCCGGUGUAUACCAAAUAAGAACCAGGUUCUAUCGAAUGAUCAGUGUCAUGUAUCAGUGGGCAGGAAGGAAGCCAGGGAUCGAGUGUCUCCUGCAGAUUCAACUGCUAUACCAAAAUGAAAGCCGAAAACUCCUGUCAUGUAUGACAUUCUGUAGAAUGUUUUGAUUCUCUGUAUUUAACAGCGUCAAAGCAGCCUAAAUAAAACUAUUUGCUGCUGAAAAACGGUUUACUUUUAAUUAUUUUUGUUUUAUUGGGAUACUGGCUACCUACUUUUUGAGCUCUGUAACUUUCUAAAAACAUAACCGAAAGGAUGUUGAUCAAAGGCAAGAUGGGUAUUCAGGGGAAAAGAAUGUACAAGUUCUUUUCUUAGGACUGUUAAACUACAGUUUAAGGUCUAAAGCAUGUUGUAUUUAUAAUGGCUAUAUGUCAUGCCUGUUUUAUUAUUAUUUUUUCUUCCUAAAUUUAAAAACAAAUAUAUGCUUUUUAUUUGACUACAUUGCUUUGCAUUCUGUCUUAGUAAAGCCAUGUCACACAUCUGUUUUCACUCUAAUGUAAACUAUCAGAUAUCACAAUAAAUUUUC